Messenger RNA from Lucilia sericata (common green bottle fly), 682 nucleotides. Its product is annotated as keratin, type I cytoskeletal 10-like. The record is from RefSeq and is a predicted model, not a curated record. Bases 127 to 495 code for a protein of 122 amino acids. The transcript has 2 exons. Lineage: Eukaryota; Metazoa; Arthropoda; Insecta; Diptera; Calliphoridae.
AAUGAAAUGAGUCAAGUUUAUAAAGUUUUUGUAAACACCAUGCAUUAGUUGUUUAACCACUAAACGAAGAAGAAGUCAUUCCAAUUUGUUUUAGCCGGUGUUCUAAUAGUAUUGACUUACGUUCUAAUGAGUAAUGCACAAGGUCAAGGUAAUGGUGGCAGAGCCGGUUCCUGGUCCAGCGCUAGCAGCCAAUCUGGACAACCAGGUGCUCCAGGUAACAGCCAAUUUAGUUAUGGUUAUUGUGGUAUAGAUGCUAAUGGUAUGCCCUAUGGGGGAGCUAGCGGUAAUGGUGGCUAUCAUGUUAAUAUAACCGAUGAGCAUGGUCGCCAGCAUACAUACAGUGGUGGCCAAGGCGGUUUUGGACAACAUCCUGGUCAGUCAGGACAACCAGGUUCUAUGGGUACACAUAGUUAUACUGGCACCAAUACAAAUGGUGGUGGCUAUCAAAACUCUUCGUCAUCAUCUGCCUACGCUUCAUCUUGGAGUAGUUUUUAAGUUAUUUGUUUGUUUGUUUUCAUUGUUUUUAAUUAUUAAUCUUAGACAUUUGAAUUUCGCAAUGAAGUGUAAAUUUAAAUCAUUAUAUUACUCAUUAUGUUUUAAGUAAGUACUCGUUUCUGUAACUUUGUCUUUAAUAAAACAAAUAUAAAGGAAAUAAUUAGGUAACUGUUGGCAUAAAAUAGUA